Messenger RNA from Erythranthe guttata (spotted monkey flower), 1782 nucleotides. RefSeq lists its product as uncharacterized. The record is from RefSeq and is a predicted model, not a curated record. Gene Ontology annotation, molecular function: glycosyltransferase activity. Lineage: Eukaryota; Viridiplantae; Streptophyta; Magnoliopsida; Lamiales; Phrymaceae.
ACGGUGUCGUUUCGAUGCUCUGAAAAGUUGGCAAUGGAGUGUGAAAGUGCAUACUGUGGAUCUUAACAAGUUCUUCCAACUAUUUUCCCCCCCAAUUCCCCUCAAUUGGUGUGCCCUAAUGAAUCAAUUCGAUACCGAAUUCUGAUCUUCAAUUUGGUAUUCGGGGCUGUACAUAAAUUCUAAUAAUGGCGAAGCAUUCGACGACGUCGUUAGUUCCAGUCCAGAAGAGAUGGCCGUUGAUGGUAUUACUCUGCAUCGCCUUCUCCACCGCCAUUGCCUUCUUCAUCGGAGCUUCGUUCAGUUCCUGCAAUUCACACGAUUACUCCGACACCAAGAACAAUUUCAACACUCCGAUUCACUCGUCCGCCUUAGACGGCGGCGCUGUUGAGAAAGAAAAAAAUCCCCUCAGUUUCAUGAAAUCGAAGCUUGUUCUGUUGGUCUCUCACGAACUUUCUCUCUCCGGUGGACCUUUACUCUUAAUGGAGCUUGCCUUUUUGUUAAGAGCUGUUAGCGCUCGAGUAGUCUGGAUCACCAAUCAGAAGCCCUCUGAACGCGAUGAAGUGGUUUAUAGUUUGGAACAAAGGAUGAUGGACAGAGGAGUGGAGGUUAUGCCUGCAAAGGGCCAGGAAGUUGUUGAUACGGCUCUUAAAGCCGAUCUAGUCAUUUUGAAUACAGCUGUGGCUGGCAAGUGGCUGGAUGCUGUGCUCCAAGAAAACGUGGCUCGUGUACUCCCCAAGGUUUUGUGGUGGAUUCAUGAAAUGAGGGGACAUUACUUUAAACUGGAGUAUGUGAAGCACCUCCCUUUUGUUGCAGGUGCCAUGAUUGAUUCACACACUACUGCUGAAUACUGGAAGGAUAGGACUCAUGAGCGAUUAGGGAUUCAGAUGCCUGAGACCUUUGUUGUGCACCUUGGCAAUAGCAAAGAUUUGAUGGAAGUAGCUGAAGACAGUGUGGCGAGAAGGGUCCUGAGAGAGCAUAUUAGGGAAUCGCUCGGAGUACGCAAAGAUGAUCUUCUAUUCGCCAUUAUCAACAGUGUUUCUCGAGGGAAAGGUCAGGAUCUAUUUCUCAAAGCUUUCUAUGAAGCGCUGCAAUUCAGCCAAGUGAGGAAACUGAAAGUGCCACCCAUGCGUGCAAUUGUAGUGGGAAGUGACAUGGGUGCCCAAACUAAAUUUGAAACAGAAUUACGAAACUUUGUUGCUGAGAAGAAAAUUCAGGACAGUGUGCAGUUUGUGAACAAAACAUUGAAUGUUGCUCCUUAUCUGGCUUCCAUUGAUGUUCUUGUCCAAAACUCUCAGGCGCGUGGAGAGUGCUUUGGAAGGAUAACAAUUGAAGCUAUGGCUUUUCAGCUACCCGUAUUGGGCACUGCAGCUGGAGGUACAGUAGAGAUUGUAGUAAACGGCACCACGGGUUGGCUGCAUCCAGCUGGCAAAGAGGGUAUAACACCUCUUGCAGAGAACAUCAUUCGACUCGCCACAAACAUAGAGAUGAGAAAGACUAUGGGACAAAAAGGUUACACUAGGGUCAAAGAUAUGUUCUUGGAACAACAUAUGUCUCAUCGAAUCUCCUUGGUUCUUAAGAAAGUUCUCCAAAAGGCAAAGAGAGAGGUUCGUCGUUGAGACACCAAAUGCACGAAUUGAGGUAUUAGCAAAAACAUUUCUCUUUUCACUUUGUAGUUUGCUUUUUUGUCUAGUCGAUUUUUGUGUGGAGUGGUUCUCGAGUAUAUCGUAUGAUAAAAAGAUUGUCGAACAUGAAAUUAGUCAUCAUAAAGAGUUUGAAGGUGAA